GCUAGACUCCGACACAGCAGAACCAUAUAGAAACUAAUCCAAGCAAAAAAAAAAAAAAAAAAUGGCAGAUCAAAUAAAGGCCGGUGACGUGACGAUGUUCACGCCUCCGAUUGUGCGCUCUGCAGCCACAACGCUAAACAAGGCCCUUUUUACAAAAAAAUUCAACCUAGCUGCCGCUUCAGUGAGGGAAGCCACCAAAAUCGCUUCGUACCGCAAGGCACUAGAGAAGAGUGGCGAUGCUCUGCAUGUGGAGAGAAUCUCAGUUGUACGAAAUGACCCUGGUCAGGAUCCUGCCACAAAAGGGAGGAAGUGUAUUCUGCUGAGGCCUGGGAUUGAGGCCGCGGUACCGGAAACAUGGGGAAGUGUUGUCAGUGAAGGCGUCAAGACGGAUGACUUGGCUGUCAUUCCUUACGAACUCACCCUGGACUAUGACCAUUGGACUGCUCACGAAGUCCUCAGCUCCUUUCUCCCUGAAGAAUUUGCAGACGACAUACAAUCAUCCUUCAAUUUCGCCGGCCACGUGGCCCACCUCAACCUCCGUGACCAGUUCCUCCCCUACAAGCAGGUAAUUGGACAGGUGCUCUGCGACAAAAACCCAGCCGUCCGUACCGUCAUCAACAAAACGAAAAAUGUUGGCGACACGUCCGAAUUCCGUACCUUCCCGUAUGAGGUUCUUGCUGGACCUGACGAUCUCAACAUCGUAGUCCGCGAGAAUAAUUGCGUCUUCAAGCUGGACUAUGCAAAGGUUUACUGGAAUAGCAAGCUGGAGCCAGAGCACACUAGGAUGGUCAAGGACUUCCAGCCCGGCGAGGUGGUGGCUGAUGCCAUGGCUGGCAUUGGACCGUUUGCCGUGCCCGCCGGCAAGAAGGGCGUCUUUGUCUGGGCCAACGACAAGAACCCUGAAAGCUACAAGUAUUUGCAAGAAGCUAUCGCGAUGAACAAGGUUGGAUCCUUUGUUCGUCCCUACAAUCAGGAUGCCAUGGAGUUCGUUCGUGGCGCAGCGGACUCUGUACUGGCCGCCCAUGCAGCCGGGCAAGGUGUCACACUCCCUGCUCCCAAAGUUAAGCGCACCGACCGCGACUCUGACAAAGCGGCGAGGCCACGAAAGCCUUCCCCCGGACCCAGAGUCAUGAUCCCGCCGACGAUAUCGCACUACGUCAUGAACCUCCCGGCGUCGGCGAUAUCCUUCCUCCCUGCAUACCGUGGCCUGUACCACGGCCACGAGAAGCUGUUUGCGCCCCACACCAACACGCGCCUGCCCCUGAUCCACGCUUACUGCUUCGACAUCAAGAGCGAUACGGACGAGCCGAAGCACUCAAUCGUGCAGAGAGUUGUCACCGAACUGGGCGUCGAUAUGAAGCUUGGAGAUCGGGACGGGGAUAAUGAGGUUGAGGUUUUACACGUGCGUGAAGUUGCGCCUAACAAGAGCAUGUUCAGAGCCACCUUCAGGCUGCCCAAGGAGGUUGCCUUUGCGAAGAGGGAUUGAGGAAUCAGGCAUGUUCUGAUCCUGAUGCAGAGAUUUGUUCGACUGGUAGGUGAAGAAAUAAAUCGCCAUCCAAGCUGUUUCUGGGGGUCUUGAUAUAAUCACUCGUGAUCCAGAAGCCCCGCAUAUAGAGACUGGGCCCAUCCAAAAGUUAUG
Molecule: messenger RNA, 1639 nt
Organism: Pyricularia grisea
Lineage: Eukaryota; Fungi; Ascomycota; Sordariomycetes; Magnaporthales; Pyriculariaceae
Exons: 5
Coding region: 62-1486 (474 amino acids)
Biological process (GO): mitochondrial tRNA methylation; tRNA N1-guanine methylation
Cellular component (GO): mitochondrial matrix; cytoplasm
Source: RefSeq, a predicted model, not a curated record